Messenger RNA from Nestor notabilis (Kea), 2148 nucleotides. RefSeq names its product unconventional myosin-X-like. NCBI's taxonomy places the organism in Eukaryota, Metazoa, Chordata, Aves, Psittaciformes, Psittacidae. The transcript has 20 exons. Gene Ontology annotation, cellular component: myosin complex. The annotation marks the transcript as partial. The record is from RefSeq and is a predicted model, not a curated record. Gene Ontology annotation, molecular function: ATP binding; cytoskeletal motor activity.
GGUGACAGGGUAUGGCUGCGGGAGCAGAACCAGCUGCAGCCAUGCACUGUUGGCUCAUGUGCCAAUGGAAAUGUGCUCUUCACCUCAGAUUACGGCACAGUAUUCCAGUACCCCAAGGCCUCCCUUACCAGAGAAAAGGUCUUGCCAAUGCACCAGACCAGCAUUGAUGGGGUAGAAGACAUGUCCAUGCUGGGAGAUCUGCAUGAAGCUGCCAUCCUGCUUAACCUGCGCCAGCGCUAUCAACAGGGUAACAUCUAUACAAACAUUGGUUCCAUCUUGGCAUCAGUAAAUCCCUAUAAACUCAUCCCUGGACUGUACAGCGUGGAUGCCAUAGACCUGUACAGACAGCACCGCCUGGGUGAGCUGCCUCCCCAUAUCUUCGCCACUGCUAAUGAGUGCUACUGCUGCUUGUGGAAGCGUCAUGACAGCCAGUGUGUUCUGAUAAGUGGAGAAAGUGGAGCUGGAAAGACUGAGAGUACCAAGUUGCUGCUGAAAUUUCUGUCAGCUAUGAGCCAGACCUCCCUUGGGGGCCCUGCAUCUGAGAAGAGCACUCGCGUGGAAGAAGCCAUCCUGGAAAGCAGCCCCAUUUUGGAGGCCUUUGGAAAUGCCAAGACAAUUUAUAACAACAACUCCAGCCGCUUUGGCAAGUUCAUCCAGCUGCACUUCUCUCAACAUGGACACAUCCAAGGAGGCCGAGUAACUGAUUAUUUACUGGAAAAGAACAGAGUGGUACACCAGAAUCCCGGAGAGAGGAAUUACCAUAUCUUUUAUGCUCUUCUAGCUGGUGUGAGCAAGGAGCAGAAAGAGAGCCUCUUCCUCUCUGAGCCAGAGAGUUACCACUACUUGAACCAGUCUGGUUGUGUGACUGAUGAGAACCUGAAUGACGUAGAGAUGUUCAGUAAGGUCAUGACUGCCAUGAAGGUGGUGGACUUCAGCACUGAAGAAAUCAGAGACAUCUUCAGACUUCUUUCUGGCACUCUUCAUUUGGGAAAUGUUGAAUUCAUGACAGCUGGCGGGGCCCAGGUCACAACAAAAGCCGUGCUGAACAUUGCCAGUGACCUCCUGGGCUUAGAUGCCUUUCAGCUUUCUGAAGUACUGACACAGAGGUCCAUGAUUCUGCGUGGGGAAGAGAUCAGCUCCCCUCUCACUGUGGAGCAGGCAGCUGACUCCAGGGACUCCCUCUCUAUGGCGCUCUAUUCCCAGUGUUUUUCAUGGCUCAUUAGCAAGAUUAAUACGAAGAUCAAAGGCAAGGAAAACUUUAAGUCUGUGGGCAUCCUGGAUAUCUUUGGCUUCGAGAACUUUCAGGUGAAUCGUUUUGAGCAGUUUAAUAUUAACUAUGCAAAUGAAAAACUCCAGGAAUAUUUCAACAAACAUAUCUUCUCCUUGGAGCAGCUGGAGUACAACAGGGAAGGGAUAAACUGGGAAGCCAUUGACUGGAUGGAUAAUGCAGAGUGCCUGGACCUUAUCGAGAAGAAACUGGGUCUACUGGCUUUGGUGAAUGAAGAGAGUCGAUUCCCCAAAGGCACAGACAACACCCUUCUGGAAAAACUUCACAGCCAGCAUAUGAGCAACCACUACUAUGUAAAGCCUCGGGUAACAGACCAUCAGUUUGGAAUAAGACACUAUGCUGGUGAGGUGCUCUAUGAUGUGAGAGGCUUUCUGGAGAAGAAUAGAGACACCUUUCGAGAUGACAUUUUAAACAUGCUGAAAGACAGCAGACUGGACUUCAUCUAUGACCUUUUCGAAAGAGUCUGCAGCCAGUGCAGUGAAGAGACACUGAAGAUGGGCACCCAGAGGCGCAGACCGACUGUCAGUUCCCAGUUCAGGGAUUCUCUCCAUUCCCUGAUGGCCAUGCUUAGUACUUCCAACCCAUUCUUCAUCCGCUGCAUCAAACCAAAUACAGAAAAGGCACCAAACCUCUUCAAUUCAGAUGUGGUGCUAAAUCAGCUCCGGUACUCAGGGAUGCUGGAGACAGUGAAAGUUCGAAGAGCAGGUUUCCCAAUACGGCGCCUUUUCCAGGAUUUUCUCAGCAGGUACAAGAUGCUUGUGAAGGGGCCAUGUCUUUCAGACAACAGCAGAGCUGUAUGUGCAGGCUUUCUUCAGAUCUAUGAUAGCAGCAAGAAAGGAUGGCAGUUGGGUAAAACCAAG